This is a messenger RNA of Notolabrus celidotus (New Zealand spotty), 7542 nucleotides long. RefSeq names its product ribosomal modification protein rimK-like family member A (gene rimkla). The coding region runs from base 2392 to 3597 and encodes 401 amino acids. The record is from RefSeq and is a predicted model, not a curated record. The transcript is spliced from 5 exons. Gene Ontology annotation, cellular component: cytoplasm. Lineage: Eukaryota; Metazoa; Chordata; Actinopteri; Labriformes; Labridae. Gene Ontology annotation, molecular function: metal ion binding; ATP binding; ligase activity, forming carbon-nitrogen bonds. Gene Ontology annotation, biological process: protein modification process.
AUCCAAAGGAGGAACUCCAACUCCUAAGACGAAGUAACGGGUCUGUGAUGAUAACGGUGUUUGGGAAUGACUAUGUUAGAGUGAAUAUUACAGACAGUAUUUCUGAAACUCAGCGAUAUAAAGACUCUGUUUUCUUGGAGGAAAACGAACACAAUCAGCUGAAGUGUGACCUCCAGCAACUUGAAUUAGGUUACCGUUUGUUUGGAGACUUAACCGAAGUGACAACUGAAAAGAUUGAAAGGAUUUCUCAGUUAAACUUUUGAUUUGUGUUUUUUUUUUUUCCAAUAAAACCUUAGUUGCAUGCCAGUAUCAAGGCAAUGUAUUUAGUCUACAUAUUUACAUACCGUUUAACCCUGUUUUGUAUUAGGCUACUCAGCUUAAUUGAACUGACGUUCUAAACCUAUUUAGUGGUGUCCGGUUUAUACAAUUGGUUGAACUAUUUUUAGUAACUUUUUAAAUGGUUUUAAAUCUGGAGCAGGCUUCACCUCAGUGAUUAAAACCUAUAUAUUUAGAAUGUAAGCAAAUGAACUUACUCAAGUAUAAACUUAAGAAUUAGAAUAGAAUAUAAUGUACUUUAUUAUUCCCCGAAGGAAAAUUCAGGUGUGUGGCAGAUACAAUUAUAAAAAUCACAUCAGUAAUUCAGGAAGACAGCCUAUAAGAUUUAUUUUAUGAAUGUGGACACAGAUUUGUAUGAUCUAUCAGUGAAUAAUGCUGAAGAAACACCUCCCAAAAAGAUGAUUAUCUUGGAGAAUGAUAGAUGUGAAUAUGAAGGAGCCUGGUAUUACUCGGAUUAUUGGACGUUAUUGAAAGUUAAGGCAGAAAAAGGAUUGUAGAGGAUGUAGAGGGGAUAAAUCUAUGCAUUAUGUUUGUAUUAGCACGUUAUGUUUGGUUACAAUAAAAGGCAAUCGUUAAGAUCCAGAGAUGAGGAACAGGAGAUGUGGGUCAUAAUUUCGCACCAUUAAGACAUGUAUUUCUCCACUCAAUCUCUGAUUUCUGAUUUCCAGUGCAAUACCUCAUAACCAUGUGCAAUAUUGUAAUUUUUUUCCAUAACAUAUUUUAUUAUUAUAUUCAUCUACAUGUGCACUCUGGCUUAGGCUAACUUAUUUCAUGUCUUUAAAAGUACUUAUUUAACUUUCUUUGUACAGAUAGUAUUUUCUCUUUUUAUUUAGAAUUUUUUGAUUUUUUUUCGGUUUAUAUAUUUAUCGUCCUUACUGUCUUGUAGUGCCCUUACUGUCUUGUUGUUAAGUACCAGUGUUCCAUUCAACACGUCAAAUUCCUUGUGUGUGCAAGGCGAGCUCACUUGGCAAUAAAGCUUUCUUGAUUCUUGAUUCUAAUUUGAAUAAGUGCAGAAGCUCCCCCUGUCUCAAGUCUUACAUUAGAAGAGGAAAAACGGAAACUGUCCUUGAUUUUUGAUGACCUUGUUUUAUCUCCUGCCACUUCGGCAUGGAGACAGCGCUGUCGGUAUUCGCCAAACCUCCUCCUCACACCGUCUGGUCUGAACCGGUUCGGAAAGUGCGCGGUCUCGUGCUCACUGCAGACUACACACGCACUGGUUCACACAGUUCUCCGCGCGCUCUUCCUUAGUCCCGCCUCUCAUCCGGUUUGGCCUCACCUGAUUGGUUGGAUGCUCAAAGCUCCUCCACACCUUUCGCCUUCUGUUUGGACAAUACGGAAGUGUACGGGCCGCUAUUGGUUUAUCCUCCUCUAAAACCUUUUAUUUUGGGGGCCAGGCGCCAUUAUUAUCCGCCGCGCACGGGCACGCGUUAGAAGUUGAGUUGUAAACGAAGCGCGUGCACAUUUCAGCACCAGUACCUCGUGGAUAGCAGCCAAACGGAGCAGAGACAGAGAGGCUUGUUGUGGGGAGAGUUUUCUUCAUUGUGACAAACCGACGACUUUGCGGUUUGCAGCGCCAUACAACCGCUGCAGUCGCGGGAAACUUCAUUUGUAGUUCUGAGUCGCACCGAGGAGGACAGAAAGCGGAACAGCUCGAGCUUUGUUUGCCCCGGCUGGGCCAAGAGUGCCACAUAGAGCUGCUGCUUCUUCUUCUUCUCGGAGAAAAGAAAGAAGUUUCCGAAACAUUCCGUUAUUUACAUCUCGUUUCUGUCGGAUCCUGCCUGGUUUUCAAUAACUGCGCCGUAAGAGACUCGAUGGCUGCACAUGAAGGGAAGCAAAGGUGAUACAGAAGAUAAUUCAUCUUAACCGGCUUGGUCCAGACCAGGGUUGACCCGUGGUCCCCCUUUUUUCAGCCACAUCACAGCCUGCGACUAGCCGCCGAGGUCUCCAUUGUUGUGAGCAUCUCUGUGCUAACUGUUCCACUGCCGCCCGACCGCCUGUCGCUGCUACCAGACACCUGCUUCAAUCUUUUGAUAUCUUUAACUUAUCUUAUCCAAAAUGUGCUCUCGGGUUUGGUUUGUGACCGACCGGCGGAUCAGCCAGGAGUACCCUCAAGUCCAGAUCCUCCGGGCUCUGAAGGAGCGCUGCGCCGACGAGGAUGUUGAAUUCCGCUCGCUUCUCAUGGAUCAAAUCGUGCUCACGAUCAGCGAGGGACAACUAGGUCUUCGAGUGGAUCAGGAAUUGGUGACGUCUUAUCCUCAAGUGGUGGUGGUACGGGUGCCCACGCCCUGGGUGCAGUCAGACAGUGACAUCACCGUGCUGCGCCACCUGGAAAAGAUGGGCUGUCGGCUGAUCAACAGACCUCAGGCCAUACUCAACUGUGUCAACAAGUUCUGGACCUUUCAGGAGCUGGCUGGCCAUGGGGUGCCUCUCCCUGACACCUUCUCCUACGGAGGGCACGACAAUUUCCGUAAGAUGAUCGACGAGGCGGAGCCACUCGGCUACCCCGUGGUGGUGAAGAACGCACGUGGCCACAGAGGCAAGGCAGUGUUCCUGGCCCGGGACAAACACCACCUCACGGACCUGUGCCACUUGAUCCGCCAUGACACCCCCUACCUGUUUCAGGAGUAUGUAAAGGAGUCGCAUGGCAGGGAUGUGCGGGUCGUCCUGGUUGGCGGUCGCGUCAUCGGCUCAAUGCUGCGUUGUUCAACUGAUGGGCGGAUGCAGAGCAACUGCUCUCUGGGUGGUGUCGGUAUGAUGUGUCCCCUGAGCGAGCAGGGCAAGCAGCUGGCCAUAGAGGUGUCCAACAUCCUCGGCAUGGAUGUGUGCGGCAUUGACCUGCUGCAGCUCAACGAUGGCUCGUUUGUGGUCUGCGAGGCAAAUGCCAACGUGGGUUUCAUAGCCUUUGACCAGGCCUGUGGCAUGGAUGUAGCAGGCAUUGUCGCAGACUUUGCCCUGUCUAUGCUCCCGAGCCGUCUCACCCGGAAGAUGUCCCUUCUCUCCGUGGUGUCGAGCACUAGCGAGACAAGCAGCGAGCCGGAGGUGUGCUCUGUGCCCAAUGGCGGUGGCUCCCUGCCUGAAGCCGUCUGCAACAUGAGCGUGGGUUCUACUUCCAGCGAAAGCGACCCAGAGCUCGCCGAGCCCUCUCAGUCCUCGCCCCGUCAGUCCACAGCCCCCAACCUGCCUGAUCUCCCUGACCUCCCUGAUCCAGCCUACAACUUCAACACCCUCCUCGCCAAUGAGAUCAAGUUAUUGACUGAGUGAGAUCGAAGCAGCUCCAUGCACGCACAGAACACAACCAACACACUACACAUACACACUUCCCUGUAUGCAUGACAACAGACAUUCCUUUCAAAAACACAGCGGUCCAAACUCUUCCACAACACACGCUAAACAAGAGCAGAGAAACACACGACUACAGAAGUAGAGACACCAAAACUUGAGCCUUCUCCUAUUACGUAAAAAAACUUCAAAGAUCUGAGGCUGCUCCCCUGAUUCUCCUCGCUUUGCACCUCUAGUCCCAAACUGCAAACCACACAAUCUAAACUGAGCUUACACUUGCAGCACAGUGCCAAGUGUGGAAUAUAAUACAUGAAAUCUCUAAAUUAACCCUUCUGCUUUUACUGGUGGGUGUGGGAUUCCCAUAAAGGCUAAAAACUGCCAUCAUUUUAUCUUUCUUACAAACUGCUGAUAUUGUUUUAAACACAACAGUGUCCGAUGAUAGAAGAGAGGGGUUCCUGCUGAGAUGGUAGCAAGGAUUGAUGGUUGGUAGGAAGUGAGAUGACAAGGUUUUUUAAAGUUCUUGUGAGAGGAGAACAUCCUUGAGCCAGGCGCUGUAUACUGUAAGUGUAGAUGUAGCAAUGAAGUGCAGCUGUCGGAUACAUACAAGAAACAGGAAGGGGGAUACCCAGCAGCAACCAGACAGGGAGGAAUUUUACAUCAGAUUAACUGCUUUUCAUUUUUUCCUGAAGAGAAUAAUUCACCCAAGACCUCGUGUCACAUGUUGUGAAUCCAACUGAUUUUAAGUACCAAACUUUUUUUAUGAACUUUACACAACAAAACAACUUGUAAUCCUAAUUUAAAUCAGUGCAAAGAUCAGCAGGAGCUUUUUUAACUUUUUACACUGACAGUAAAUGAGAGACUGCUUUUGUGGUGUCGAAAUGAUUUACCUUUUUGGUGUUAACGAGAAUGUAUAUCAACCAAAUGACACACCCAUAGCUCCACCAGACCACCCUGAGUGCUACCACUGUGUUCAAAAGCUAGUUCUCCGUUCACUGUGAACGAAGAAGGCUCACUUUUAAGUCAGCAAAACUGCCCCGACAUGUCCAAGAGAGAAGAGAUAACAAAGACCAGUUCUGUUUUUUUAACAGUCACAACCUGGAGUAUCAAAAUCAAUUGAGUGCCAUUGCUCGAUUUUUUUUAAUUUUACGUUUCUAGUUAGCUCGUUUGAUUAGCCUUACCAACUGCAGCAGUCUGCUGUGUUUUUUUAAAUUCACUUCAUGUCUAGCACUUUAUGAUUGACAGAUGCGUUUUGUUUCUCGCUCAGAUGACAUAUUUAGGAACUUUUUUGACCGAGUGUGAAAGCUGCGUCUACACCUGCGAACAAAAUAUACCUCAGAACAGUGACUCCUCACUGCCAUAGGAUGACUUAGAUAUUCAAACAUACAGAACAUAUCAGCCAGGAUCCUCUGUGGUUCCCAAAUGGCCCCUGAUAAACCAGGUGUUUCUUCCCUUUAUGUCGAAGAGCUAAAAGCUAGGUGUGUUUUAUUUUUUUUAUUUCUUUUUAGCUUCUUUUUUUUGUUUGUAAAUAUUUACGUAGCAUAUUAGCUUCAGUGCAUACUAGUGUCCAGAUGAUAAAACUGGAAUGGCUGAAAUUACUGCCAACAUUGAAAUUUUCACAAGCUAUUGUGGACAAACUUGUUUGUACAGACGUGCAAUGUUAAAAGGAUGAAACUGAAAUUUGGUGCUAACACUUCUGGUGAUGGUUAGAUGAUUUGGUUAGAUGUAAUUUCUUAGUCAAAUGGUUUGUACAUUUUCCUUUAUUGUUUUCAACUUGAAAUACAAAGUAUCUUAACCCACAACAAUAUGUUGGCAUGAUGUACAAAUUACAAAUGGAAACUAUAUUUUUGCAGUCUCUUUGGGUAGAAUGUUACUUUCCUUUUCUUUGAAAAGAAAGGGAAAAAAAAUCCAGGGAUUUCAGUUGCCAAGAGCCUUUCGCUUUGGGUUUCCUGUUGCUUUACCUCUUGUACGCUUUUUGAUAUAACUAUCAACACAAAGGAAGGGUACACCGGGGUAAAUGUCAUUCACUUUGAAUAUUUUACAUCUCUUCUUAAAAGCACAAACGUUAACCCUAAAAGUUGUCUCAUGUAGUGAUGUCCACGUUUUUAGGCUCAUAACUCUUCUGUUGAAAGCAUCUCAGGGAAGCAGCCUGGAUCUCACCCCUGACCCCAAAAGGCACUACAUAUCCAUCCGAGCUAGAGACAUGUCAAAAACAUAACACAUCACCACAGGCAGACGAAAAAAGACACACAAACAACAAAGAAAAAAAGGUUGUAAACUACAGUAUAAGAGUAUGUGGUGUAUACCAUGGUUAACAUGCACUUUUUUUCCUUGCUUGUUUCUCUUGUUCCUUGUUUUCCUAAUUUAUGGUAUUUUUAAAGAAAAAGUGAUUUGUGUGCACUAAUAUGGUCUCAAUAAAGUGAAACCGCUGUGAAGCUUGAUUUCAUCCCCUUCUUCGUGGGCUGGAUUUACUAACUGUCUGGAAUCUAACAGGCCUGCUUGGGGGUGCCAUAUCUAAACCCACCAGACAACAAGAAAGGCAGCUUUUAUUUGAAGCAUGCCGUCAAGUGAUCACAGUGGCUCCACCGAGAGAAUAACACCAUUGACACCUCUGUGACGUCGUCUGGUAUUUAUAUUUUGAAAGUGUCUGACAAACAAACUGUGAAAUCUGCUGAUGUCCACUCUCCUGACAUGUAAGGGCCGGUGGGCUUGAUCACCAAGUCACAUCCCAGUGUGCUCCAGUUGUUGUUGUCCCCUCAUUUUUUAAAGUCUUUGUCUUUGUUUGUAUUAAAGCCUGUGUCAUUCCACAUUGUGUACAUCAGUGUAAAACCCAGAUCACAUAUCCUUGCAUACAUUUAAAAGCCAGCCAUGGAAAAGAGGGCGACUACUGUCUCUCUUCCGGCCUGUUAUUUCACUCUGUUUUUACAUCCUCCAUACAGAGCACAUAAAGCCAUUGAAGGGUCAUUUAACUGUGCCCUAACAACUCUCAAACUGCCUUUUCAUGGACUGUUUUCCUUCGGGAGCAUUGAUACAACGAUCAACAAGCUCCAAGUCCAGGUGGGUUUUAUCUGCUUGGUCUGUAUGGAUCAGUGGAUAAAGUCACAGAAGCUAUCGACAGGAAUUGGUACCACAUGCUAAGGAAGGAAAAAUGUCUUGAAAAAACAUGAAAUGGUCACAUGUGUACUGGCCUGUGUGAUGGUUGGCCAGCCCAGAACAAAACUGUAGGGACCUCUGGACUUGUCACUGUGUGCAACAACACAACAGAGCACAAGGUGUUACUAUUUAAAUCCAAACUGCUGCUAAUGUAUAUCUGGCUCAAAAAUUAAAAAGGGAAUAUGCGGAAAUCCCAGUGUUUCCGUGUUUUACUGCCUCUCAACACAUGAAAAUGAAUCUGAAUGCCAAAAAACAAGCAUUUUGUUGUAUAAUUCAGUACUAAUAACACUAGUAGUGAGAAGAUUUUAAAAGUGAUUCUUUGUUUUGAUAUAAUGAAUACAUGUUUCAGAAUUGUACAUAAAAUGUAGGAUUUCACAACAAUCUUAAGGUUCACUUUAUGUCAAUGUGUUUCAAAGCGAACCUGAGGUUUGUGUUAAAGGUUUACAGCAGACUUCGAUUUGCAGGAGAAAAUACGAUGUUAAUGCUUCGGUCAAAAAAAAAAAUGCAGUCGCUACUUAUGAUAUAGAAACAUUACAAGUCUUGAAUUCUAUCUUGUAUAUCAUAUUGAAUUGAAGAAGAAGUCCAGGACUGCAGGCUACAAGGGGAAGAACAUUGAAUAAAGAGAUUGGAAAUGCCCUAUCAUUUCUGUUCUGUAUCAUUCUGACAGUGUUACAAACUGGAUUCCAACAUGAUGUUAUUCCAAAAUGUGCAAAAUGAUGUAUAUAUCCCUUUUUUUUUAGAUGAAAAUAAAGAUGAGUCAUUAUCCAAACCAUGAAA